UUAAUAGGUGUUUCCCACAGAUCAGCAUAUGAACAAUUAUCUUGCAAAUUUGUGUGUGUUGAAGAACGAAACAAACAAGUAGCUGUUAAUUCACUUUGAGAGCCACUUGAUGAAAAAGUGUAGUCAGUGACUUCGCCACUUUUCUAUCUAACCCACACUGUCGAGUUUAGCUUGAAACGAAAGUGUUUUCACUUCGCACUAUUGAGUUCACAAAUUAGUUGUAUUUUUACACGUUAGUGUAACAUUGUGUUUCCUUUUCACUAGCCGAAGGAUUAUUUUGUGUGUGUGUAAAUAUUCAAACGAAAGUCACAUGAAAAGACGACUCCUAAAAUAUGACUUGUUUUAGCAUUUUUAUGUUUAUUGUGUCAAUGGUUCUCAAUGAAACUACGUGUGCGUCGGUCACUUCGUACGUUGCCCAGGAUGUUAUUGCCACUGCUUUGUUCAAUACAAAUGACGGGACGCUCAUCAUUGGGCAUGCAAAUGUUGUCAGUAUAUUGACGGCCGACUUAAAGUUAAUCACAAACGUAUCGCUUGGCAAUCGGACUGAAAUGGAAGAAUGUCAAUAUCCAGAGUUUAAACCGUGUGAUAAUUACAACAACAGCAUAACUCUUUUGUUGCAGUUGACUACGGAACCACAACGCACAUUCGUAGUUUGUUUAGCGCGUGGGCAGACUAUUUGCUAUACGCUGUCAGUAGAUACUGGAAAUAAUAUAACAACGAGACGAAUGGCAGGACAUAUGGGUGAAUUCAACGGCACCAACGCACGAUCGGUUUAUUAUUCCUUCCAAAAUUCUUCAUCAGAAUUCGAUAUGGUUUUGGCCAAAGACGUUGACCUUUCGUCUUUCUCUUCUGGCAGAGAAUCAGUGGUUUUUGAAAAACGAAACAUCCUUUAUCAUCCAAAUGACAACAGUUUGGCAGCGACUAUUUCAGAAAGGUCGCCACAAAGGUUGCUAUUGAAAUUGCACGCAUCGUUCGAUUUCAAAGUUUUAAAUAGUUUUAGCGAAGAUAAAAACAUUUUCGUUUUAGUGAAAUACCGAACAAAAGUAUAUGUAUUGGACAUGUGGGUGUUUUCUUUUAUACAAUUAAACGCAACAACGGGGAGUCUUUACGAGAUGCCAAUUGCUGUAGAGCACGGAGUCACGUUAGAGAAAGCACACGUGUUAGUUGAAAAUACCAAACGGAUACUAUACAUCUUGGGAAGUCGUGCGCUUCAGGGCAAACAACAAGGUUUUAUUGUAUACAAAAUGGAGGUCGAACAUUUGGAAACGGAGUUGAAUAUGAUCGGAUAUCGUUGUCGCCAAGAACCGUUCAGUGGCUCUUCGCCAUAUUGGAUUGACAAAAUUCCAGCCUGCACAAUUAGUACGACACAUGUUUGCACAUGCAUGUUGCUGCGGGAGCACACAUUGGUGACGUCACCUCGUUUGCUGGAUCUUCAACCGGUUACGUUUCCGUUCACACUCAGUGAUGGCGUUUUUGAUUUCAUUUGUAGCGUUCAGCGCGAGAUAGUCGUUAUGUUCAUACUUGGAAAAAACACUAUUCAGAAGAUGACGCUCGGGUUAUUCCCCGAUAGUAUUGCUACGUAUAGCUUGCGCAAUACGGGAGUUUCCCAAGGAAGGAGUUUCAUUUGGGCGUUGCAGGACAGGCUUUAUGUCCGCCAGAGUUCUGAGAUCUCCAUAUUGAACACAACAACUUGCGGACACAAUGAAAACAUCGAGUCUUGUUUACGCGAUACUAAUGGUUGUGUCUGGUGUAUGCCGGGACAAUGUGCGACCAGGACAGCGUGUAGGCUUGAGUCCAUCAUCGAACAUGGUACGCCGCCACAGGUCUCUGCAAUCGUAUGUCCACAUUCCCUGAUGUCCGGAGCUCUUGUAGUUGUACAUGGACAGAAUCUUGACAUGGCAAGAAAUAUAACCGUCACAGUAGCGGACCGACAUUGUCAAAUGAAGAGAGAAAGUCUUAGCUCAACUAAAGUGAUGUUUGUUGUUCAAGACGUCAUAUUCACCACAAUGCCUGAGUUGGUGGCUGUGCAGGCUUACGUUGACGAAGUUACUUUUAAUACCAGUUGUAACGCCUUCGCCGGCAGCGUAACAAUAUCCAACAAAAAUCUGGCGUCUAUAGCAAGCGGCGGUACACUUCUGAAUAUUUCUGGCGAUCAAGUGGAAACCUUGGACGGUGUAUACCCCAUAUACAUUGAUCAGAACGGCAAUGUUGUGGCAAAGGGGUAUAAGCCAUGUAGUUCGUCGUAUACGGGCGUCCUCUAUUGCCGAUCUCCGCAAGCACAGAUGCGAAGUCAGUUACAGUUGCUUAUUGACUACUCAUCAUUAACUGUCCGAUUUACUUCUGAAUCCGUGUUAUCUGCCCAUAUAAGCCUGCUUCAAGAUGUUAGAACGGAGGUCAACAUUCUCGAAGACCCUGUCGUUCAUGGAUUCCAAGGGCCGGACGGACUGACGGUGACCGCGCACAUUGCAAUCGACACAACGACAGCAGUGUUUAUUUUACAGGGACGAGGAUUUCAAAAUGUGGACUUCAGUGAAAUAAAAGUUAUGAUGUACAAGAUCGGGGCAGCCAAUUGUUCUUUGGUAACGGACGCCAUCAUAAACUGUUCCUUAGCAACGCAUUUGUUGCGGGCAUUUGAUAGGCACUCGGUCCUUGAAAAGAUUUAUGUCACGGUUUCGAUAGGCGACAACCUUAUUUUCCAUCCCGGAUAUCUGCAUACCUACGACGGUCGCCACUCGACCACGACUGUUUUACCGCCUUCUUAUGCUGAUGUGAACGUCUCGACCGCAGAGAUCCUGACGCCUGAGGGUCAAUCAAGCAAAGGCGUAGUCGCCGCAGUUGUUGUAGUGGCUACAGUUGUUUUUAUCACGGGCAUUAUGGUUUUGGUAGUGCGUCGAUUGAUCCGUAAUAAGAAGCAGUUCAUACCAGGUCUGGACAGGGAACGCUCGUCUGUGGUGAGUUACCGAGGUGCGCGCGUAUACAUCGGUGACGUCAGCGGUCAGUUCUCGUCCAGCAUCUCCGAGAGUUCAGUGGAGGAUAAUCUUCUAAGUACACGUGAUGAGACGACCGCGGGUCUGCUGCAGAGGUUUGAAGACGAUGGGCUGCUCGUGAAGAGAAGCAUCCUAUCGCUGGAGAAGAUGCUUGGAAAAGGCCAUUUCGGCUCGGUGUUCAAAGGCUCGAUGCUUGUUGGUGAAGAGAAAAUUCCCGUUGCAGUAAAGACUCUAAACAAAAACGAUAACAGAGACAUGGACGUCCCGCAGUUUCUCAAAGAGGCGUACGUGAUGACGAACUUUUACCAUGACAACGUGAUGCGGUUGCUAGGCAUCUGCAUGGACCGCGAGGAGACGCCACUCGUCAUCCUUCCGUACAUGCAGCACGGCGACCUAUUGUCCUACUUACGCGAAGAGAAACAUAUCCCAACGGUGAAGGACUUAGUGAUGUUCGGCCUUGACAUUGCGCAGGGUAUGGAAUACCUAGCGGAGUUGAAGUUCGUACACAGGGACUUGGCCGCCAGAAACUGCAUGCUUGACAACCGUACAGUGAAGGUUGCAGAUUUCGGUUUGUCCCGUGACAUUUACGAGUCUACGUACUACAGCAGCCAGACGAAGGGAACCAAGCUUCCCGUGAAAUGGAUGGCUCUAGAAAGUAUCGCCACCGGAGUGUUCAACGAGAAAACAGACGUGUGGUCAUUCGGGGUGACCCUUUGGGAGCUGAUGACGCGAGGCGUUCUGCCGUACGCCACCGUGGACAACUGGGACAUGGAGCGGUACCUAAAGUCUGGCCGUCGACUCCCUCAACCUAUGUAUUCCCCUACGCAAUUAUUCCGCCUGAUGCGCAGAUGCUGGCUGGUUGACCCCCAGGACAGGCCGAGCUUUAGCGAGCUUCGUGAGUGCAUCGCCGCCAUGCUGGAGAGGGUGCACCUACAGCUGGGGAGGGCGGACCGGAUGAACAUUGCCACGUUGUACGUCAACGUGUCCAUGGGCACAGAGUGUCUCUACGAGAACCAGGACAUGUUUGAGAGGACCAUGCAGUGACAUCUUGUAUUCAAGUUAAUCAAGAAAGUCAUGCUCUUGGACAACGGUGCUAAAUGCAUGUGCGUAAAGUGUCGUCCCAGAUUAGCCUGCCCAGUCCGCACACAGGGUUACCAGGGACACCACUUUCCGUCUUAACUGGAUAUUUGCUAAGAAGAAACUUCCUUGACAGGAAAAAUACAAUAAAAGCGGAAAGUGUCGUCCCUGAUUAGCAUGUGCGGACUGCACAUGGAACGAUAUUUUACGCAUAUGCAUUAAGUCCUGUUUUCCAAGACCGAGGCUCAGUUAUAUUCUAUUGCGGAGACAUGCGAAAAUCCGUAUGUCAAAGUGUAAGCAUCUUGUUAGAAAGUGGAGCCCAGUGUGGUUAGACAGUGAUCACGAGGAUCUGGCAAAGCGGCCAAUAUGAUCAACGGGAAAGUCUCAAAUGCUUAAAAUAUAAGUGUGUUUGAAUAUGCAUAUAUGUUGCAUCGGAUAGUAAAACGAACAAAUCCUGAAUGUGGAUAAGCACAAAAUAGUAUGUUGUACUAGACAGUUGGUUCAAUAGCAUCGAAGUAACGCUAUAACAACGACAACGAACGACGAAUAACAUUUACAAGUGGAAACCCGAUUGUAAUUAACAUGCUACAAGGGCUUUAUACCAUGACUUGAACUCAAUAUGGAAAACGUAUAUCCAUAUGGCCGUGUAAAAAUAACUUAAAACUAGUUAAACUGAGCGAUAGAAAAUACAAUGCACGUGUAUACUGUCAUUAUGUUUAUUAAAGCUUAAACACGGAUGUUAAAUUAUAAUUACGUUCUCAUCGAUAUGUUUUAUUAGAUCUGGAUAACUUAUUGAUCAUCAAAUUGAUAUGCCAUCAAAUAUGAAGAGCCUUUGAUGACAAAUGAAGCACUUGCAUUGCCUUUAAUGACAUUUCAAAGGCCUUUGAUCGACUAUUGAAAAUGGCUUAGUUUUAAAUGUCGACAAUAUAUUAUAUAUCGAUAUAUAAUAUCUUAAUGUGGCUUUCUACCUAUUUAUCUGGCCGCAUAUGGCAUAAGACCCAUUUUCGCAUGAGUCGACGCAGGUCAUAUGUAGAAAACAUAGUUUUAAUGUUUGUACAGGCAUGUAUACGAGAGUAAACAUGUCUAUUUCAUAUUUUUAUUUUAAAAAUCUUACUGUUAAGCAUAUUUAACCGUCGUAAUAAAAUUAUAAUUACA
This is a messenger RNA of Dreissena polymorpha, 5219 nucleotides long. Its product is annotated as hepatocyte growth factor receptor-like. Gene Ontology annotation, cellular component: signaling receptor complex. Gene Ontology annotation, molecular function: protein binding; ATP binding; transmembrane receptor protein tyrosine kinase activity. The record is from RefSeq and is a predicted model, not a curated record. Bases 333 to 4031 code for a protein of 1232 amino acids. Lineage: Eukaryota; Metazoa; Mollusca; Bivalvia; Myida; Dreissenidae. The transcript is spliced from 19 exons. Gene Ontology annotation, biological process: protein phosphorylation; positive regulation of kinase activity; cell surface receptor protein tyrosine kinase signaling pathway.